AUGAAAGUUGUGCCGCUUUUCACGCUCGGCGUGCCCGUUUUGGGCUGUUUCCAGUAUCCACAGUACAAAGUACAGGUUGAUCCGAUCUAUCAAGCGAAAGUCGACAACCUUAUCCAACAGCUACUGGACUACUGCCGCGAUCCAAUAAAUCACCGGGAUCCUCGACGACUUCUUCAUGAGUACCGGGAGCUGUACCGAAAGAUCGGGUACCCUGUUGACGCCGUUCCAAUUGAUUGCCCUCAGACAAGCCCAAAGACCUAUGUCGAGCUCCACAACUUCAAGGAUCUCGAUGGAUAUUUCCGAGAUCCAUUUUCGCUCCACAACGUUCCGAUAAAAUGUGAGAAGGAGGAAAAAGAAGAAGCAAUAGUACAGAAACAAGAGGAAAAACAAGCCCAAGUGUCGAUUUGGUUAAUCUCCAUUGUUGUGGCUGUCAUUUUUGUUGUUCUUGCCAUUAUUUGCAAAUGCGCCCUUUCGAGACUCUGCUCAAUCCUUUGUUGCAUGCAUGCCAGUGAUUCUGCAUACUCCUCCGAAAACUCUUCCCGAACUGGCCGAGCAGACCAGAUCAUCACUCAGAAAAAGCCUGUCAUCACCCGAUCGCACGAACAUAUCCACAAGCAGCAAAAGAAAACGAGCGAAAAGGUCGAAAACGAAAAGGCGAAACUCAUCCGCGACGAAACAUCCGACACAUCUCGAAGCUCAUGCUGA
Oikopleura dioica is the source of this 705-nucleotide messenger RNA. The record is from the annotation of a GenBank genome assembly. Lineage: Eukaryota; Metazoa; Chordata; Appendicularia; Copelata; Oikopleuridae.